UUAAAUUAAUUUUUUUAUAAUUUCAAUUAUAUACAGUUUAAUAAUGAUGCCCAAAAAGUAUUUCAUAAAAUUGGUGAUGCUGGUAGACAUAGUGCUGAAGCUGCAAAAAAAGGAUUUUCUAAUGUUUUUAAUUUUGGUAAAUCAGCAGAAAAAGAAGGAGAAAAUCAAUUAAAUAAUAUAAAUGAAGAAAUUGGACAUGUUGCUAAAGAUGGUAGUGAUGCAUUUAAAGAAAGUACAAAUACAUUUAUCAACAUGGGCAAAGAAAUGCUUAAAAAUGGAGAAAAGUUUAAUGAAAAAGUUGAAGAUGUAAAUGAAGGUAUCCAAGGAAUUAUUGAUAAACUUGGUGAUGCUGCCAAGCACACAACUAAAGCUCUUCAACAAGGUUUUUUUGCUGUACUUGGAUUGGGUCAAGAUGCUAAUGGUGCUUUUGAUAAAAAACAGGGACACCCAGACACUGUUGAAAAUAUCAAAAAACCACAAGGAGUUGUAGAAGUUAUUGGUGAUGUUACCAAAAAAACAACUGAUGGAAUUAAGAAUGGACUAUCAACAUUGUUUAAUUUGGGCAAUGGAUUCUUCAAAUUUGGAGAUAAAAAAAAUCAAAUGGAUGAUUCUUCAGCAAAUUUAGUUGAACGUGUUGAUGUACGAGGUGGUGGUGAGGAUUCAUUUGACGACUUCAAAAGAAAUUUAAACAAUGAAAUUAACUCGUAUAAAUAUAGUGCUUCUGAACCGGUAAAAAAAUAUUAAAAUAUCAAAUAAUUUAAUAAUUAUUCAUACUAUUUUUUAAUUUUGAUAUUUGAUAAUAAAAAAAAAAAGAAGAGUAUAAAAAGUAGACUAAAAGUUUGGAGAGAAAUUGCUGCUGAUACCAAGGAAACAAUAGGAGAUACUAUUAAUGCAAUAAAAAAAAGUAUAUCAUCAACAUUAGCUGCUGGUGGAAAAAUUGUACAAGUCGGUGUUGAUUUACAAAAUGCACAAUUAACUAUUGAAUCAACAUUUCCAAGAAUGGGUUUAAAAUUUGUUAAUUUAUUAUUUUUUCGUGGAGAUAAAAAAAAU
Aphidius gifuensis is the source of this 1050-nucleotide messenger RNA. RefSeq lists its product as uncharacterized. The record is from RefSeq and is a predicted model, not a curated record. The coding region runs from base 253 to 744 and encodes 163 amino acids. The transcript has 4 exons. NCBI's taxonomy places the organism in Eukaryota, Metazoa, Arthropoda, Insecta, Hymenoptera, Braconidae.